UGCACACAUGUGUGGAGGAGGUCACUUCCGUGUGGGGACACUCGCACGGGUUGGUGCUGAGCUAUGGCAAGCACGUUCCCAGGAGGAGCGUGUCCACCCGUGGCUCGUGUGUGUAGGGGCAGAGAGUUCCAGGAGCUUCCCCGACCCCAUGACUCCUAUUUCCAGCCCCAAACACACUCCCGGGAUGCGUGGGCUGGGACCCCCUGCGGGAAAAGGGGAGUCUCUGUGGCGUGUGUCUCCUGAUCCCUGUGAAGUUAUCCGAGUGGGUUUAGAACCAGCACUGUCCAUUGAGAAAUCCGGUUUGAUGCCUGUGGGCAGGAGACACCGUGGGAGGCCGGCCUCCAGCCCACGCGUGCGCAGACCCACACGGUUCUUACAAACAGCGACUCAGGGAGUGAAAGCUUGUGCAGAAACACACGGCACCAGUCGCCCUCAGUCCUACCACCUCACACAGACGGAAGGGGCCAGAGCUCCCGGAAGGCCUUUCCAGUUUGCUCGAGCAACACCAUUUGAAGACACACAUGAAAAGGAGAAUGCCACGGGAAGACACAGACAUGUGGGGAAGACGGAAGGACCCGGGCAGAGACACCAUGAUGCAGCCACCAGCCCGGAACGACCACCUGGGGCCACCAGAGGCAGGAAGAGGCAGAGAACAGCUGUCCCCAGAGUGAGGGAGCACAGCCCAGCGGACACCUUGCCUUCUGGGCUCUGCGACGGCCGCCGUAAGCUGCCUGGCCAGUGGGGCUUGGAUGUAGUGGCCUGGGACACUAAUGAUAUUGCACACAAAAGCACAGUGUGGACUGAAGAGGCAGGAACCACACUUACGGGUCCUGUUGGGAGGCCAUAUGACCCCGAGUCCACCACAGUGCUGAAGGGGGGCCUGGUAUCAACACAGCAACACGGACCGACCGCUGUCUCCAGCGAUGGACCCCGCAGAGAUGCCUCAACACCCGCUGUUCGCCGGACGCAGACACGGGGAGCCCGCGGGGGGUGGUCAGGAGGGCAUGCACGAGCCAGCGGGGCCACAGACGGGGGAGCCCACGGUGGGAGGGGGAUGGAGGGCACAGCCCACCAACAUCACGACUGUUCCUUCCCCUCUGGGCUAGGACCUGGCCUCCCAGUCAGUCUAGAUUUUGGGGUGAGUCCGUGGACAAGAGGAGUCGGGCCUCCCCUCCUGCCCACCAGGAGCCAGAGGGCGGGCAGCUGCAUGUGGGGACAGCGCUGAGAGCUGUAGCCCGAGUUCCGCCGCAAUCCCGGCCCCACAUUCAGCAGUUGGGCUGCAGGCUGAGUGGGCACAGCCUCGCUCUGGGCGUCCGCUUCCUCGGUGGCCCCAACCAACCCCAUCUGACCCCAUCUGACCCUUACGAGGAGCCUUUAAACAAUGUGAAUAUGUUCCUGCAAUCAUAAAACAGUCUGCA
Lutra lutra (Eurasian river otter) is the source of this 1418-nucleotide messenger RNA. RefSeq lists its product as uncharacterized. The transcript is spliced from 2 exons. The record is from RefSeq and is a predicted model, not a curated record. Lineage: Eukaryota; Metazoa; Chordata; Mammalia; Carnivora; Mustelidae. Bases 8 to 1225 code for a protein of 405 amino acids.